Molecule: messenger RNA, 2803 nt
Organism: Silurus meridionalis
Lineage: Eukaryota; Metazoa; Chordata; Actinopteri; Siluriformes; Siluridae
Gene: lrrc58a
Product: leucine rich repeat containing 58a
Exons: 4
Coding region: 365-1420 (351 amino acids)
Molecular function (GO): protein binding
Source: RefSeq, a predicted model, not a curated record
UUUGUGGUUUGUGAUGCCAGGUGAUAUUUAUUUUUUCAUGUCACCACGUGUUAUUUAUGUGUUGAGCUCAUCUGGGGGAGGAGUGGUGAUAAACUCCAUUGUUCAUAUUCUUCUCACGUUAUUAUUUGUGUGUUUGUUUCUCCUAAUAUUCAUCAGUAAUUGACUUGGCUCGCGCUGACCAAAGAUCAUGACCAACGUCACACGCCGUUUCAUAUAAAGAGCCCGAGCACGCGCACAUCUGGAUAGGUUUCUGCUGACUUUCAGGAGAAUAAGCUCGUGUAUCGACCCAGACUGUAACAUUACAAUGUAGCUGGUGUUACAGCUCUCUUUUUGUAAUAUUGUCUGUUUUUUUGCACGCUGAACCAUGGAGUCUUCUCCCAGCGUCAUGGAGGAAACCCCGGUUUUAGACAUGUCGCGUCUGCAACUGGCCGACUUGAACCUGGCGCACAUGACUGAGCCGCAACGCAAGCAGAUAAACCAGCUUUACCUUGCAUACAACAGCCUGGCGUUUUUUCCCACUUCUGUUAGCUGGUUUUCCAACCUGGAAUUCCUGGACAUGAGUAACAACGCGCUCACGGUUUUCCCCGAGGACAUUCUGCAGCUCACAAAACUAAAGUCGCUGGUCGCCAAAAACAAUCAGCUGGACGAAGCUUCGUUUCCCAAACAAUUCGGGUCGAUGCCCAUCGAGACCCUAAACUUCAGUGGGAACAGAUUUAAAGAAAUACCCAACCAGUUCCUGGAACUGAGUCGACUCCAAUCUCUGUCCAUGGGAGGAAACAGAUUAAAAAGCAUCCCAGCUGAAAUAGGAAACCUCACCAGGCUGCAGAUGUUGUAUCUGGGAGGGAAUCUGAUCUCAUUCAUUCCCCCUGAGCUGGCUAACCUGCGGUACCUCAGGUACCUGGUGCUGUGCGACAACUGCAUCCAGAGUGUACCACCUCAGCUAUACAGGCUACACUCUUUGCUGUCUCUCAGUCUCCAUAAUAACCUCCUGACAUUUCUACCACGUGAGAUCCUCAGCCUUGUGCACUUACAGGAGCUCAGUCUCCGCGGUAACCCUCUUGUUGUGCGCUUUGUCAAGGACAUGACCAAUAACCCACCGUCCUUACUUGAACUGGCAGGAAGGACCAUCAAAUCUCGGAACCUUCCGUACCUUGUGAAUGAUCUCCCAAUUAACCUGUGCUGCUACCUGGACUCGGCCAGCAAGUGUCCAAACCCCAAAUGUGCAGGUGUAUACUUUGAUUCACGAGUGCGUCAUAUCAAGUUUGUCGACUUCUGUGGAAAGUUCCGCCUUCCCCUCAUGCAGUACCUCUGCUCCCCUGAAUGCAGCUCUCCUUGCAGCUCCAACCCACAGAGCGACGCUGAGUCAGAGGACGAGAGUAGUGUGCCAGCAGACAGACUACAGAGGGUGCUGCUGGGAUAGCAUGAUCCUCAUAUACAGGCCUUAAAGGGGUGGUGGUAGCUCAGUGGUUAAGGCUCUGGAUUACUGAUCGGAAGGUCUGGAGCUUAAGCCCCGAUAUCGCCAAAACUGCCACCCUUGGGGGCCCUUGAGCAAGGCCCUUAACCUUCUGUGCUCCAGGGGCACUGUAAAGUGGCUGAACCCUGCCUCCUAACAUCGCUGGGAUAUGCAAAGGGAGACUUUCACUGUGCUGUAAAGUAUGUGUGACAACUAUGAAGCACCUUUCUUCUUCUUCUUAAAGAAUAUAAAUCCUGGUUCAAGGUUGAUUGAGUAAAACAGAGAGCAUGUCCACGGAGGUCUAUUAUUAGGCUUUAUGUGGCACAUUAGAUGAUGUGAACCGUUCAAGUCGGCUUGAUUUGACCCCUUAUUGUGUAUAUUGCUUUUUUGGUUUGUAUUUCAGUUAAUAGCUUGUGUAUGAUUACCAUAGUCAGAUUGUUUAUUUGAUUUCAACAAGUGCUUUCCACUUUCUAUUGGAAAGACACAUUUGAACUUUCCUAACCAAGAACUCCAGAUAAAGGUCACAUGAUAAACACAACUCAUAUGUUUCAUAGUCAAGAGAAUGUGGACAUCUUUUCAUCACUUCCAAUAGUUUCCAUUUUAAAACCACGGGCAUUAACACAGAGUCUAUCCUUGUUUGCUGCUAUAACAGACUUCGCUCUUCUGGAGAAUGGCUGUGGGGAUUUGUGAUCAUUUACCCACAAGAGCAUUAGUGAGGUCAGGCAGUGGUGUCUGUUAUUAUGAGUUAAACACGUGUUGUUGUUUAAUUAAUUAUUAAAUACCAUUAUUGGAAACUUUGGAACAUUUUGGGACGUGCUGUUCUUGGAAAAUCGUCAACUUUGAUGUGGGAUUAAUAAUGCAGCACAGCCGGUAAUCAAUACAAAGUGGUUUCUUUGAUGGAAUAAGACAGAUAGUGCUUGCCUGGAGAAGUGGAAAAAACAGCGAAUGUGUGAUGGAGUGACUUCAUAGUUAAACGUUAAACAGUGUAACAGAUGUGAAGUUUCACAUAAUAGUCAUCUGGAAUUCCCAAUUUGUACACAAACAGUGUGGUGAGCUUGUAUGUGUAUGUAAGACAAAGACUGGUGGGAAUCUCUCUUUCAUUGAGGCUCAUUAGUCUGUGUGGGUCAGCAAUGGCAUACAGACACACAUCCUUCACUCAAGUAGAAGUUUAGAUACUUAUGUUAUAACAAACUCUGAAAAAAGUUGAAGUGUUGACCACACCUUUUGACUCAAGUUAAAGUAAAGUAGUUUCGGCUCUAAAAUGUACUUCCAUUAAGUACGAAGUAACUACUACCUGUUUUAGUGUCACGCUGGUAACUGGAUCUUACAUUAUAUUAAUAUAUUAAUACA